Ctenocephalides felis (cat flea) is the source of this 1398-nucleotide messenger RNA. RefSeq names its product tachykinin-like peptides receptor 86C. Gene Ontology annotation, biological process: G protein-coupled receptor signaling pathway. The coding region runs from base 27 to 1307 and encodes 426 amino acids. Gene Ontology annotation, molecular function: neuropeptide Y receptor activity; tachykinin receptor activity. NCBI's taxonomy places the organism in Eukaryota, Metazoa, Arthropoda, Insecta, Siphonaptera, Pulicidae. Gene Ontology annotation, cellular component: plasma membrane. The record is from RefSeq and is a predicted model, not a curated record. The transcript has 9 exons.
UGGCCAUUGGCCCUCCACCUUGGGCCAUGUCGAAUUCGGCCCAAGCAGCCUGGAGUUCGGCCUUUGGUUUCAUGCUUUUUAUAGCAGUCGGAGGAAACGCCAUAGUUAUGUGGAUAGUUAUAGCUCACAGACGAAUGAGGACAGUAACAAAUUAUUUUCUAGUAAAUUUGAGCCUGGCAGAUUUGCUGAUGUCUGUGCUGAAUUGUCUUUUUAAUUUUAUUUACAUGCUUAAAAGCGACUGGAUCUUCGGCGACUGGUAUUGCACAAUAAACAACUUUAUUGCAAACGUGACGGUAGCUGCGAGCAUUUUCACACUCACAGGCAUCUCAUUCGACAGGUACAUGGCCAUAGUGAGGCCCCUAGAACCAAGAAUGUCGAAAAAAUGCUCCUUGUUAGCUAUAGCUGCCAUUUGGUUAGCUGGAAUGAUUUUGGGAAUACCCUGUCUUAUGUAUUCCAGCACUGUAGUUUACAAUGAAAAAUACCAUUUAACAGCCUGUAUACUAGUCUGGCCUGAUGGAUCUUCAGAUGUUUCCAAAAUGGAUUACAUUUAUCAGGUUGUCCUGUUCAUAGUGACUUAUCUAAUGCCUAUAGCAGGGAUGUCCAGAUGCUACUGGGCAAUGGGCAGAGAAUUGUGGGGCAGCAGGUCAAUUGGGGAACACACACAAAGACAGGCUGAUGCCAUUUGCAGAAAAAGAAAGGUUGUCAGGAUGUUCGCAGCCGUCGUGGGCAUUUUUGCAGUCUGCUGGCUGCCUUAUCAGCUCUAUUUUGUCUACAUGCACGUCGAUAAAUCGCUGAUGUACUGGCCUUAUACCCAGCAAAUGUAUCUGAGCUUUUACUGGUUAGCCAUGGGUAAUGCAAUGGUUAAUCCAAUAAUAUAUUACUGGAUGAACAACAGAUUUCGAGCUUAUUUCAAAAGGGCUGUUUGUGGGCCCUUGCUGGUGUGCAGAUUGACAAGUGCAGAUCCUGGUAAUACUGAUAGUCCUGGAGGACUUGCCAGGGCUCACUCGUACUCCCAAAGUGGUGAAGCGAUUUUCAACCCCCAUUUCAACCAUACACCACGUCACAAUGUGCACCAGCAUCUGCACAACCGUGACAGUUUCUUCCCUAAUGGCAAAUCAGAGUCGCCAUCUAGCGAACGUUUCUACCUCCGGAGCAGUUCGAGGUUUCGCAAAACUCCGCAGGAUGGCGACUUGUAUUUCAGCAGAGAUAUAACUCUGGCCAAAGAUCGAUUGAAAUCGGACAGCAGUGAUGGCACAAUCGCGGUCUGCUUGGAGAAAAAUCUUACAAAGAUGCAGACGGAAUUAUGACCGAGGAAAUAAGUGGUUGUGAUGAUAAAGGUUUCAUUGUUGAUAAAAAAUAAAAGGUUUGUUUGUAAAUGAUUUUAUUCAUGUUUUUGUC